CAUUAAUAUCAAGAAUUCCAUUUGAAUGGACGUCAAGUUUGGUAAAGUUGUGUCUCUCGCUGCACUGCUUGUGUAUGCAAACUCUGUUCAUUGCUUCAAGUGCUAUCGAUGCUCGAGCACCAGCAGUUUCGAAGACUGCGCUCAGGCCAUCAGAACAGUGAACUGUGAAGAGCUGCAAGAGUUAAGCGUACCGGGUUCGGGAACGUCGACCAGCAGUUUGCAGAAUGUGACGUUCGCCUGCACCAGCGUAAGCCUCGCAGGAACGAUUGGCAAGCGAUACAUCAAAACAUGCAUUCCCAGCUUGCCAGAGGCUCAGUUCUGUGAGUUGUUGAAAAACCAAACGCAACUAUUGACCGGACUGGUGGUACAGGAGUGUAACGUGUGCUAUCGGGAGUUGUGUAACGGGUCCGACCAGCUGAAUCACGUAACCAAGCUGCUGGUCUCAAGUGUAGCGUUAUCUGCGUUUAUGCUGUUGGUAAAAAUAAAAUGAAUGCGUCAGGCGACCUGCUGGACACUGUUGGGGAUUCACAUUCGAUUAAUCGCGGAAUCAGAGGGUUUAUGGAAUGUUAAUUGAAUUGUAUCGUUAUGUCGAUCAGUGGUAGCCCAUCAUUAGCUGUGGUCAAAACCAUUUCUCAUUAGCACUACCUAUCAUUAUCAUUGGCUAAAUAAUGGUUCUAGUGACGUUAAAGAGCACUAAAAGGAUGAGGGGGAGGGGUCUGUACAGUGCAUCAGAGUGCACCAGAGUAUAGUGGUGACCAUACGGAAACCAGGGCACACAAAUCGGUCCCCCAAUGCAGCCAUCGGUCAUGCGCAGGAACCAUGCUGCAUCGUCAACAUCCCAACAACCUUGCCUGCAUGGACUGCAGUGUGCCCCACAAGUAACACGGAAGAGCAAAAAGCAGGGAACAAUACUACACAAUGAUUGCAGCCCAAAAAUGUAUCCCGACGACAGCUAAUUGAUUUCCGGAGGAUAUGUGUGUCAAAUCAAACUGUCAAUCAAUAAAGUCGCGAAACAUGCGCCAUUCCACGAUUUUCCUUUGAGGGAUAAAGGGUAACAAAAGGGUUUUAGCAAUAAAAACAA
Molecule: messenger RNA, 1081 nt
Organism: Anopheles darlingi
Lineage: Eukaryota; Metazoa; Arthropoda; Insecta; Diptera; Culicidae
Exons: 2
Coding region: 26-490 (154 amino acids)
Source: RefSeq, a predicted model, not a curated record